Notolabrus celidotus (New Zealand spotty) is the source of this 5165-nucleotide messenger RNA. RefSeq names its product glutamate receptor-interacting protein 1-like. The coding region runs from base 6 to 677 and encodes 223 amino acids. The transcript has 4 exons. The record is from RefSeq and is a predicted model, not a curated record. Lineage: Eukaryota; Metazoa; Chordata; Actinopteri; Labriformes; Labridae. Gene Ontology annotation, biological process: neurotransmitter receptor transport, endosome to postsynaptic membrane. Gene Ontology annotation, molecular function: nuclear glucocorticoid receptor binding.
CCAUCAUGUCCGGCUCCACCCUGAGUCUGAACCAUGACCCCACACCUCUACGCAGCACGCUGGGGCGCCAGGCCAGCUUCCAAGAACGCAGCAGCUCCAGACCGCAGGUGACGGCUCGGUCCAACACCUUACCCUCUGAUCCUCAGCGCCGAGCCUUCGCCAUGAGGAAGAUGAGGCAGGAGGUCAAUGAGAUCCUAAACCAGAACCCUGUGGAACUCCACAAGUUGACUCUGGAGAAGGCCUCGGAUCUGGAGGACUUUGGUUUCAGUGUUUCUGACGGUCUGUUGGACCGCGGGGUUUACGUCAGCAACAUCCGACCCGGAGGCCCGGCAGAGAAGGGGGGCCUGCAGGCCUAUGAUCGAAUACUCCAGAUUAACCACGUGAGGACCCGGGACUUCGACUGCUGCCUCGUGGUCCCGCUGAUCGCAGAGUCUCCAAACCACCUAGAGCUGGUCAUCAGCCGGAACCCAACCUCCUCCACGACCUCGCUGCUGGCCAAUCACACGGACGGCACCAACAACAGCACCCACUCUCCUCAGCCAAUCAGCAGCGAGCUCGGACCCACAGAGCUCUCUGUAGGCCAGAUGGAAGACGGGGGUCCGAUCAAGUGGAGCCAACCAGGAGACAUGCUGGGGGCGGGGUUCUCCGUUGCCCAGGUGACGAAUAAGUCCUUAUAGCAGACGAACCCGGGAAGAAACUGGAUCAAACCGGUUCUAACCAGGUCGAGAGGUCAACAAGGAGAACUAUACAACUACAAUAAACUGGUUUAGACCCAUCCGGACUGGUUCAGAGUGACCCCCCAUGGUGCUACACACCCUCUGGAUGGACUUUGACCACUAAAGUUUGACCUUUGAACUGCUGAAGCAGCCUGAAAGCACAUUGGACUGAAGCAACCCCCCCCCCCCCCCCCCCCUCACCUGAGCCGGUUCUGCACACUGGAAGUACUGGUCUACCUGGAUCCUGAACUAUGACUACUGAUCCUUCUGGAGCCACCGGACUAACAAGUCCGAACUGGUUCUGUCACCCAGAGCCAUUUCUACUGAUUCUGCUGAAGACUAAACCACAGGUCCUGGUUUGACUGGUCUAGGAUUAAUGGUUACUGGUUCUCCGAGCCUGGAACUAGGGCUACUGAAGCCAGAGCCACAGCCAAUGGUCUUACUGGUUCCAGACUUGUAGAAGCUGGUCCUUGUGGUUUGAGAAUUAAGGCUACUGAUUCCUUCAAAGCUUGAACAAGGACUAACGGUCGUACUGGUCCAAGGCCCAUGGACUCGGGUUGUAGUUGAUGCAGAACCAUGGCCUUGCACAAUCCACAUCUAAUGCUCUUAGCGGUCAAAGAGACACGGAUUCAGGUCUUGGGGCACUGGUCUAAAUGAAGUCAGAGUCUGUGGUCUGACUAGUUGGAGGCAUGGUUCUUGUUCAUGGUAACAACAUGUUUGGUACCACAGUCAGGACCACUGCCUCAACGAGCCCAGAACUGUGUGUCUUAGUCCAUCUGGUCUAACUGGAACCAGAACCAUUGCUUCUGGUUACACAGAACCACAGCAGCACAAAGACUGAUGGACUUCAGAAUCCAGAACCUGAAGGUUGCCAAGAACUCUAGGGAUGCUCUGAUCAGAAUAUCACUGGAAGCCAAAUGAGUUCACUUCCUGUUUCCUGUUUCCUGUUUCCUGUUUCUGUUCCUUUAAGAACGCCGCCUGGAAGAGAACCCGUUUAAACCCGACCACUGUGAUCCACAUGAAGUCUUAACCUUGAUGUUCUUCAGGCAGGAAUCACUUUAAUGUUUUUAUAUCAUGCUGCUACUCACCUCUGAAGUCACGAAGGGGACUCUGAGGGGCCGAGAGGGGUCUGAAUAAUCUGAUCCAUCAGGUCUUAGGACCAUGAGGUUUUAGAUGUUAGAGUUCUCUGCAGGGUAAAAACCGCAGAGACUGUCCUGUAUUAGCCUGGAGGACUUGUUUCAGGUGAAAACUUGUUCUGGUCUUGAGAUGGUGACGUGAAGGUACGAAGUGGACUGUGACAGACGAGGGUCCGCCAUGGUGGGUGUCAGACUGGUUUAAUGUAGGAUGAGGACCUGAAGGAAGCUGAACCUGACACGCUUCAUCAAAAACCAGAAUCUAAUCCCCCAGAAGUCCUCCAAAACCGCCCCGUUAACAAACAAGGUCCAGAGACAACAUCACGAGUCCUGCUGUGGUCAACACCCGGUCUGGAGUUCUUACAGGACCCGGUCACUUUGUGGUUUUAAUAUUAUCAUUUAGUUUUUAUGUUCCUUUAGAUUUGGAGCUGACUGAUCGUAGCUCUGAUGGUACCAACAUGACUCCAUACAAAGAUUAACUCCUGAGAGAGUUCCCUUCUUCCUCUUCUCUUAGAAAUGAUAAAAACAGAAGUCCUUUUUUAACUUGAAGCUCCAGGUCCAGAUCCAGAUCAGGAUCAGGAAGUGACCUCAUCACUUUUUAUUUGUUAUUAUUGAUUUGAGUUUGUUGGACAGAGUCAGCUGUUCCUGUUUAACAUCACGGUGUUCAGCCCGGCUGGAGGUCAGACUCAGCAUGAGCUCCUUUAAACUGGAGCUUCCUGUUAACACAGACAGACGGUCCGGCUCUCACGGGGACUUCAUGGUGACAUAAACUGGGUCUCUAAUAAACCCACAGAGACCAGGUUUAUCUCAUGUCCCUCUCUCUAAAUAUUCAUGUUGAAGACCCAGACUUCAGAGGUGGACAGCAGGCGGCCAUGAUGGAUUCAUGUUUUAUAUGAUGAGUCAGCUUCAUGACAGAAAUCACCCUCAUCGAUCAGAGCAUCCCUAACGUCACCAUGACGACGGACACGCAGAGUUUACUGUUUUAGUUCUGUGCCAUGAACGAGCUGCAAACUGGAGGAGUAAUAAUCCUGAUGAUGAUGAAGAUGAUGAUGAUGAUGAUGAUGAUGAUGAUGAUGAUGAUGACACUGAGCAGUUCAAUAAGAAUCUUUUUCUACUGUUUACACCUGUCGGACUGGCCACACUGUGUGUAUGUAUGUGUGCGUGUCUGUGUGUGUUGUAUGUUAUGUGCGUGUGUUAAACACAAGGCCAGUUAAACCCCUCCCACCUCAACUCCUCGUCUUGGCUUUGCCCCGCCCCCACCCUUCUCCCCUUGACCAAUAGGAAACAAAGAUGAGAGGCAGACAGAUUCUGAGAGGUAGAACUGAUUGGCUGGAACCAAUCAGAACAAACUCUCCCUGUCUGUGAUUGGUUCUCCCAAACACACAAACGGACCAAUCAGCUCCUAAUAAGAAGCCAAGCAUGACCCCCCCCCAUCCCCAGACCCCCAGACCCCCCAGAUCCCCCAGACCCCCUGACCCCCCAGUAACAGUGAUCUAUUAUGCUAAUCGAUCGGUGUGUUUUUGAUUGACUGUUGUCAGUUUUCUCUGUUUGUUUGUUUCCAUGGAGACUGAACCCGAGAACAUGUAAAAUAUUAAAAAAGGGUUCAGUCCCAUCGCUGUUCACAUCAGACCAUAGACCCCCAAAACCUGCACCUCAUUACCACCAAAACCACCAAACCACGACCACCUUACACCACAAAAAAUUACCUGUGCAAAACAGGAACCCUGUGACAGUAAACACCUGUGUGUGUGUGUGUGUGUGUGUGUGUGUGUGUGUGUGUGUGUGUGUGUGUGGUGUGUGUGUGUGUGUGUGUGUUUUUGUGUGUUUGUGUGACGUCACUUCCUCUCACUCACCUCAGUCUGACCUCACUAUUUGAAGUGGCCAAUCAGAACCCUCCCUCACCACCAAACACACGCAGCUCUCCCAUUGGUCGUUUCUCUAUUAACUAGCGACUAUUAAAUACAGUGCUAGCAUACAAUUAGCAAUAUAAUAGCAGGCACAGAGCACAGGGCUAACAUGAGGUAAACAAACUCAGCACAGAGCUCCUCGCCGUGGUUACCAUCAGCAGACAUGUUUAAUCAUUGUUUAUAGUUAGCACACAGCUAAACCAAUAAGAAGAGACGUACCCAGGGGUUAGCACAUGUGUAGCCAGGUAACAUCAGUCUCACAGCUAACAGACCUAGCUAACACAGCCAACAUGACCACCAGGGUAUCAGACAGCUAACACCUGGCUAGCAUAGGUAGCUUAAUGUCAGAACACAGCUACAACAAUGCUAACGCAGAGAUGUAGCAAGCACACUUUGCUAGUAAUUGGUUAGCUGGUGCUAACAGGAGGAUAGCAACUAGCUGACAUGAGUAGAUGGUUGCACACGGCUGUUACACAGCUGGUGCAGCGAGAACACACGGCUAACACACGGUGAAGUUCAUAUUUGAUAUGCACAUGGCUGUUACACGGCUAACACAUUGUAAACAUAAGUAAUAUGGUGUUAGCACAUAGCUAGCACCAUGCUAAUGCCCAGUAAGUGUUACUGCAAACACAAAGCAUGGGAACUAGCUCACACUUCAUUAGCAUGUUGGUAACACAGACUUUAACAGCUAACAACCCAAGAGUAACACGUAGCACACCGAGCUAGCAUUGGGUUCACUACCAGUUAGCGCAUGGCUAACACAGCUAACAGCUAGUAUUGAGUUCAUGGUUGGUGUUCGCCAUGUCAACGUAACAUCACAGAAACACGUACAACUGGAAGCAUAGCCUAGCUUAAUUAUUAGCAAUGUUAGCAUUUUAGCGUCUGAGACAAACUGUGCUACCAAUGGGAGAAAAGCCACAGAGCUGAGGGGGCGUGGCCUCAGGAGCGUUCAAUGAGUGAGAUCAAAAGCCAUACACACUGUUUGUGCGCAUUUAUUAACUGUGUGUGUGUGUGUGUGUGUGUGUGUGUGUGUGUGUGUGUGUGUGUGUGUGUGUGAGAGAGAGUGUGUAACAUUGCAGGGAUUUGCACUCCAGUGAUUCACCUCAGCAACAUGUCCUACACACACACACACACACAGAUACACACACACACAGAUAUAAACACACACACACACACACACACAUGCAUUGCACUGCCAUUUGAAAUAGUGGGUCAAAUUAGUCUCCAUGUAGCUUCACCAACCAAACUGUAUUUUCUUUAAAGGAACAGGGAUGUUGUAAAGUAUUUUUGUACAAAUUUAAUACUUUGGUAGCAUGACGUUCCUGGUGUUUGUCCUGUCGGGCUCCACUGCUCUACUCCACCCCCCUUUGUAUGGACGACUACUGAGCAACAAUAAAGAACCAAGAGGA